AUGGAAAGCUUUGCACCAUCAUCCACGUACACGAUGAUGCCUGAAUUGGUUCCAUUUAUUACCGGUUUACCAGAAAUAAUUGCUGGAAUUGCCAGUUGUGCAGGAGCUACGUACACCAACGGAUACUAUGUGGUUGACUGCAAUAAUAUAGAUGCUAUACCAGAUUUAGAAAUCUCUGGUAUUCCGAUAUCAUCGGACAUGCUUGUCACGAAGAUAGAAAACAGAUGCAUUCUCGCAGUAGAUACGCAAUUAAGCAAUGGGUUCGGUCCAGAUAUUUAUCUUGGCAUUCCGCUCUUCAAACAAUACUGUGUCUUCUUUGAAUACGAGAGAAAAAUGAUUGGCUUAGGCAAUGUGAAAGGUGCUACUACGCGUCCCAGUCCUACCCUCAGGUAAGC
Cylicostephanus goldi is the source of this 395-nucleotide messenger RNA. Lineage: Eukaryota; Metazoa; Nematoda; Chromadorea; Rhabditida; Strongylidae. The record is from the annotation of a GenBank genome assembly.